Suillus subalutaceus is the source of this 3005-nucleotide messenger RNA. RefSeq names its product glycosyltransferase family 20 protein. Bases 87 to 2885 code for a protein of 932 amino acids. The transcript has 14 exons. Gene Ontology annotation, cellular component: alpha,alpha-trehalose-phosphate synthase complex (UDP-forming); cytosol. Gene Ontology annotation, biological process: trehalose biosynthetic process. Lineage: Eukaryota; Fungi; Basidiomycota; Agaricomycetes; Boletales; Suillaceae. Gene Ontology annotation, molecular function: catalytic activity. The record is from RefSeq and is a predicted model, not a curated record.
GAUAGAAUCGAUGGAGCAUGAUGACGAUUUAGGAUGUUGCUUAUGAGGAGACUGCUGUGGCUAACGAGCUUUAAUCACGAACAACCAUGAGCUCACUACGAAACCACCGUGUUAUCAUUGCUUCACUGUUCUUGCCAACGACUACAGUUCUAGGUGAAAGCAGUCCCCCUACUCCAGAUAUUUAUGCUCGAGAGGUAGGUGCAACAGCUACACAGGACUUGGGCGGUCGUCCUCCAGCAUUUAGGCAUGCUUCGUCACGAUCUAUCGGUAGCGCCCCAGCUCCCCUUAAGAGCAUAGUCGACGACUUAAAGUCUCGCGCAAUCACCCCAAUCAGCACUCCUCCCUCUGAAUUAAAUCCAUUUUCAAAAUUCGCUUCACUAGCUCCAUCCCCUGCAGGCAAAGGUUCAAUCUCACCCCCAUCCAUCCAAAACAUAGACGCAUCACUCGCAAAGUUUCAACCAGACCUAGUCCAUUCUAUUCGUCUCCAACGCAGAUCAUCAUCUUCAAAACCACCUAGGUAUCCCUCCCUCACCCGCUCCUAUACAAACGCACCCGCUGAAUCCUACUACUUUGCACCAAAUAUCCACUGUAAUGGCGGUCUCAAGAACGCAGUUGACAGCGUCAAAGAUCGCAUGACGAGCAAACUCUGGGUCGGGACUCUCGGUAACAGCACAGACGCUUAUAGCACAGAACUCAAAGCCAGCGUCGAUCGAAGGAUGAUGGAGAAGCAUUCUAGUCUACCGGUUUGGAUCCCUGAUGCAGAGUUUGAGAGUUGUUAUGAUGAGUUUUGUCAUCAGGUCCUUUGGCCGUGUCUUCAUUAUGCAGUCCCCGACGCGCCCAAAACUAAACUCUUCUUCGAGAGCGCAGCGUUUAAGCAGUAUGUUGCUGUUAAUAAGCGGUUUGCAGAGGCUAUCGAGAGCGUGUGGACGGAGGGCGAUGUCGUCUGGAUUAACGACUAUCACCUGAUGCUCCUCCCCCUCCUCCUCCGCAAAAGCACCCGCAUACCCGCUCUCGCUUGUGCUCCAAUCGGAUUCUUCAUGCACGUUGCUUUCCCGAGCAGUGAAAUAUUUAGAUGUCUAAGCGUACGCGAACAGCUCCUCCGCGGUAUGCUCGGUGCGGAUCUGGUAGGAUUUCAGACUGCGAGCUAUGCAAGGCAUUUUAGACAAACCGUCUCUCGUAUUCUUGCAGUCGAAGCGUUGCCCAAGGGGAUACAGGUCGAAUACGGUAUCCCAGGCGGCGCCCGCGAAGGCCAUGGCCGCUUCGUGGACGUCGGCGUCUUCCCCAUGGGCAUAGACGUAGGCGCCCUACGCGAGCGGCGCCGUGAGCCCGACGUCUCUUAUUGGGUCCAACUCCUCAGGCAACGCUAUGCGGGUAUGAUGAUAGUCGUAGGGAGAGAUAAGUUAGAUGAGAUCCAAGGCGUGAGGCAUAAACUCGAGGCGUUUGAGUUGUUCUUGAAGAAGUGGCCUGAGUAUCAGGGGAAGGUUAUCCUCCUCCAAGUAGCCCUCCAAACAACCGAAUCCAAUGAGUUAGCAGCAGGCGGCGUCUCAGACGUCGUUGCACGCAUCAACAGCGCGUUCAGCACGCUCACGUAUCAGCCUGUCGUGUUCCUCCAUACACAAGAAGUCACGUUUAGUCAGUAUCUGGCGCUUUUGACUGUGGCGGAUGCGUUUUUGGUGACGAGUUUGAGGGAGGGGAUGGCGCUGAGGACACAUGAGUUUGUUGAAUGCCAAGAUGGGAGACAUAGGCCUUUGAUUCUGAGCGAGUUCACCGGAUCGUAUAGUUAUAGUGGAUUCAGGUCCUGUAUUGCUGUGAAUCCGUAUGACACGCAUGGAACUGCCAAGGCUAUUCGUCAGGCUUUGACUAUGAGUGACGAGGAGGCGUUGUCGAGGUGGGAGGACCUCCAUAACCACGUGGUAACACAAACAGCCCAAACCUUCGUCACCUCCUUCCUCACGCGCUGCCUUCGCGCCAACACCGAACACACCACCCAAACAGACCUCAACUCUGUCCCUGCCCUCAACACAACACUCCUCCUCCCACGCUACAAACACUCCCCUCGCCGUAUCAUCCUGCUCGAUUUCGAAGGCACGCUCUGGCGUCCCGACUUGUCUCGCGCAGGACUCCUCGCGCCGUUUGUGCCCCCUGAAGGCGCAGUAGAACUGCUGAACAAGUUCUCUGCAAAUAAGCGCAACGAGGUGUGGUUGCUCAGCGGGUUACCUGUCAAGAGUCUCGAGCGGGUCGCUGCAAAAGCGCCUGAGGUGGGUAUAGUCGCGGAGAACGGGUGUUUUGCCAAGAUCCCGGUGCAGAAUGGGAAAGGAGGGGUGUGGAUAAGUAUGGUUGCCAAUUUGAAUUUGACGUGGAAGGGUCUUUGUGUGGAGAUUUUGAAUUAUUUCACGGAGCGGACGCCUGGUUCGUUUGUAGAAGAGCGCGAGGCGUCUGUUGUGUGGAGGUUCUGGAGUGGUCCGACGGAUGAUUGUUCAGAUCGUCAGUGGGCGAGGCGUCAGGCUGCCGAAGCGCAGAAUCAUAUAUUUGAUAGCCUUGGCGAACGUUACGGCCUGCGCAUAAUCCCAGGCUCAAAUUCCUUCCUAGUCCUCCCAAACAACAUCUCCCGCUCCACAGCUGUAGGCGCGAUCCUACACCCAGGCGGACCCGCCCACUCACCGCGUUCCUCCUCGGUGCCCGACCUAGAUGUACCCGUGAACGGAGGAGGAGGAGAGGCAGGGUUCGUGUUCGCUGUAAGCGGUGACGAGAAGCUAUUGAGGAGGUUGAAUGAGCUGGAUAACGCUGAGACGGUGUCGACGAGUGGGAAGGGGACGGAUGCGAAGUGGAAAUUGGAUGCUGGGGAGGUGGGUGAUGUGAUGUGGUUAUUUGCGAAUUGUCCGUAGAGGGUGGGGGUGGUGUAUCUUAGAAAGGAUUCGGCUGGUUUUGGUUUUGAAUAUGUAUGAUGUAUAUUGUAUAUUGUGCUACUAGAGAUCAGUCGUGCGCGUGAUCAUGCGCGUCUGUCA